Molecule: messenger RNA, 6271 nt
Organism: Amyelois transitella
Lineage: Eukaryota; Metazoa; Arthropoda; Insecta; Lepidoptera; Pyralidae
Gene: Hasp
Exons: 30
Cellular component (GO): extracellular region
Molecular function (GO): peptidase inhibitor activity
Source: RefSeq, a predicted model, not a curated record
UCAGUCUCAUCACUUCCAAGCCCAACAUCAGAUGAUGAUGACGAUGAUGAUGACCCAUCACCGACACAGAGCCGGUCCGAGGCUGACGAUGAUGGAAGGGUCUACAAGAACCCUAGGAACUCUCCGUCAGCCAAUUGUCCACGAGAUGAGGAGCAGGCGACACUAUUGCUUCAAAAGUGUCUGAGGAAAUGCUCAUCGGAUGAAGACUGUAAGAGCAAAAAGAAGAAGUGUCUUUGCGACGGAGCCUGCGGCAUGUCCUGUAUAAAACCAGAUCGAGAAUGUCCGGAGUUGGAGCAACCGGAAAUAGGGGAGGUCCAGCUGACUGGCCGGCUCUUCGGUGACAAAGCCGCGUACUCCUGCCCCCACGGGUACCACGUGGUAGGUCUUCAGAGCAGGAGCUGCCAAGCUGACGGUAAAUGGGCGGGACAACCGCCUGCUUGCAAACAGAACAUCUACUGCCUCCAACCACCCACAAUAGAACACGCCCGCCACUCGGCCCUGCCUGAGCAGAACACGUUUGACCUGGACGCGACUGUACAGUACAACUGUCACACUGGUUAUGUGACAAAUGGGUUUCCGAGAGCGAAGUGUUUGGCCAUAGACAAUCAGGCGUCGUGGUACGGACCCGAUAUCAGCUGCGAACCCCGCUCAUGUGGGGAACCCGGUGACGUCCCCCACGGGUGGGUGACCGCUGACUGUCACACCUUCGGCUGCAGAGCCGUGGUCCAAUGUGGUCAGGGGUUCGAACUGGUGGGCAAGGCUGAGCGGUACUGCCAAGCCGACGGGGCGUGGGCCCCAAAGGAGCUCCCAACUUGUGUCCUGGUCACACAGGUGCAGUGCCCGCCCCCUGAAGCUCCUAGACACGGGAAAGCAGUGUACACCUCAUGCGCCUACAACUCCGUGGUGUCUUAUGAAUGCAAGUAUGGCUACCGAUUGGUUGGAGACGCGACGAGGCGAUGUGGAGCUGACAAGAAGUGGUCGGGAACCCAGCCGUUGUGUAAAGAAAUCAAUUGCGGUCACCCAGGUCAGUUGUGGAACGGAUGGCUGGAAAACAUAUCAUCAGGCACCGGCUUGGGUGCUUCUAUCAUUUUCCGAUGUCAAGACGGCAUGAAGAUGGAAGGAAAUGGAUCUGCUAUCUGCCAGAGUGACGGGACUUGGAGUCAUCCAUUACCCCAGUGUUUGGCUCCAUGCGUGGUACCUCACGUUUCUCAAGGCCGCGUGGUCUUGGUGGAGAACAAGACUGGUGAGAAUGACACCAACGAAGGGAACACUCAGAUCGUCGGCAGCUCAUCAAUGGUGCAACACGGUGAAAUAAUAUAUGUGGACUGCGAAAAAGAUUACGAGUUUCCAUCGAACAACGCAGCCGUGACGUGUAACAAUGGAACCUGGACUCAGAUACCGCGUUGUCAACCUGCGAGGUGUAAAAAAUUACCAAAGAACCCUCGGAAUGGCAUGGUGAUAGCUCCGAAGACGGAGCACGGGAUGAAGGCCAGGUUCCGCUGCAAAGACGGCUACGAGCUGAAGGGGAACCCCAUCGUCGUCUGCUCCUUCGGGAACUGGAGCGGGGAGGCGCCCAAAUGCGAAGAAGUGUUCUGUCCAUUCCCUGGAUACAUUGAAAACGGAAAGGUUCUGCUCGUUGGAAAUAUGGGCCUUUACGAUUACCGGCCUUACGUCAAGAAGGUGGUGAAUAAUAAACAGAUAAUGUAUGAAUGUGAGAAAGGCUAUGUGCUGUCCGAGGGUCCGCCCGGGGCUACGUGUGUUGGGGGGCAUUGGAGCCCUAGAGAGCUGCCGAAAUGCACUCUUUACCAACACCCCCGGAUACGAUGGAGCAGGAGACGGCGAUCAAUCACAGACCCCGAAUCACGUCACAGAAGAUCAGCUUACCUCAGACAAUAUUACAAUAGUUUGCGAAGACAAGCCGAUCCCACACGACAAUAUCUAGAUCAAAUAUACGAUAAAUAUAAUCACCAUACACAGAAACCUACUCUCAGGCACGCUAAUUACAAAUUGAUGAAGAAAUUCGAUACUGAUGUCGAGGAAGACAAUCCUGAUGAAUUCACAAAUUCUGAUGAAGAACAUUUACCUACCGCUGUUUAUACAGUUUACAAUGUUCAUGGAGAACCUAUUGGGCAUAGAAUGUAUUCUUACCAACCAGUUUACGAGCCAGAAGAUGAUGAUUUAAUACAUCGUGAUGACAUAGCAACUUAUUCAGAUUCAGAGGAGGAUGAGGAUUUAUCCCACAUGACAGUUUUAAGAGGUGGAACGUUUGCAGAUCAUGAUGCUGUAGAUCCGAGAAAUCCUCAUAGUAUAGAUGAAUUGAAGCAUGACUAUUUUGAGAGAUAUUUCGAUAAGAGAAGAAAGAGGUAUCUUAGUUCUAAAACUAGUGAAGAGAUUAAGAAGGAAUUGGAUAUAGAAUUAGACGCAGAAAGUGCAGUAGAGGUAACCACUAAAACUGUUGAAUCUUCAACCAAGGUCAGAAGAAAAAGGGAUAUAAAUGAGGAGGACGAUGACACAGGAUUAUAUACUUUACCACCAACAUUUAAAGAGCAAGAAUUAAUUAAUGAUAUUAGUACUAAUCAUUUGAAAGUGAUUCCUUUAGAAACUCGAUCGGAGAACGAGACCGAUAAUUACAGUCGCGAAAUGGCUGUAAUACCUUUGCAAUAUACGAAUACAAAUUCCACAGAAGUUGAUAACAUUUUGGAUAAACGUGAUAAGAGGACUAGUAGAAAAACAGAUAGGCUUAAUCAAACAACAGUCACGGUGCCCAAAACAGGUCGAGAAGGCAAAGGUGGCGGUAGACGGAACCAACAGCUCCAACAAGAACCGUCCAGCGAAGAAGGCCAAUCAGCAGAUAACAAAGACGUUAUCGAGGGCCCAAAUGGGGGUAACCAAACGGAGAAAGGGAAGAAGGGACGUCCAAAAAGCCCUUGCGAUCCUAUAGAGAGCGAGCCAUAUGUUAACAUAGAAAUUGUUAAGUAUGGAAGGGACCCCAAUAACACAUUUAGUUCUGGUACAAUAGUACGAGUGGCGUGCGGAAAAGGCUAUGGAUUAAAUUUAGAGGCGAAUGCGACAGCGAAAUGUGUGCGAGGCAGGUGGAAACCGGAGAAGCCGAAAUGCGAGAUAUUACCGUGCCACGUGCCAUCAACUGAGUACGGCAUCUACACCAUGGCUGCUGACGCCGGGCACCCCAUGACUGCCAGCCAGGUGCUGGGGACACCAGCUAUUGGUCACGGCGAGGAAAAGGAGCUGAACGAGACUGAUCCGGUGCCUAACGGACAAGUUGUACACUUCUCUUGUGAAUACGGGUACAAUGUUCAAGGCCCGACGAAUCUGCGUUGUUGGCUCGGAGAAUGGGCUGUGACGAGUAUGCCGGAAUGCGUUGCAGCACCAUGUGAGCUGCCUCUUCUCCACGGAGCUACAUACGAGGCUGGCUAUAGAGCUGGUCUCACAGUAGCCCACGCGUCUUCAGUGAACAUAGCUUGCGAGCCAGGCAGAUCUCCACCAGCCACACUGAACUGCCAUUUAGGAAGAUUACAGCCCACUGUUCACGACUUUUGUAGGCCUUUGGCUAAUUUAUCAAGACCACGACCAACGUCAGAGUUUCAGAGUGGUUCGGACAUUGUAAGAGAAGAUGUAUCUGAACUAGAACCUGAUUUAGAUAGAAAAACGAUUACUGAUUGUGGACAACCUGCGAGGGUGCAAGGGACUUUGAUAUACCGGGAUGGCGCCGAAGUGAACGGAUCUAUUGGCAUGGAGGGUUAUCCACACGGCACUGAGAUCACGUUCAGAUGUAUAGCCUCCAUCAUGGGUGAGAAGACCACUUGGAAGCUGAUCUGUGAACAUGGAAACUGGGUGGGGAAGAGUUUCAACUGUGAGGAAAUCGAAGCCCAAAACGAGGAAUUGCUGAACAACAACAGCUGCACGUUCAGAAAUGAGGAGCCACACGUCGUCUCGUUCUUCAACGACUUGGAGAUAACAGAGACUGUCGACUUUCCCGCGGGAUCUGUUAUCAUCUCUAGAUGUAGUGACAUCGGAAAGUAUGCGAUGACCGGUUCCCAAGCGCGGAGAUGCAUAGGCGGGUCCUGGGAUGGUGCAAAACCCACUUGUUUUGGACUUAACCAGGAGAAUGACUAUGCUAUGGAAAAGCCGCCCACGAUUCUGUUCCGGCACUCCGGUGGUCCUAUAGCGCAGACCAACGACGGGAAGCUGCUGGUGUACCCUGGCACCACGCUGCACAUGGAGUGCCUUUGGAUGAGGCGGUUCGGGAACCCUAAAUGGAAUGUCACACAUCACUAUCCCGACGUGGACCGCAAAUACCCAGAAGGCUGGACCACUGACCCAGGGCGGGACAGCCAGCUGGAGUACCGACUCAGCAUCAUGAGCUCUGAGAAAGAAGACUCCGGCAUAUACCGCUGUGAAACUCCCGCCAGGCAGACGCAUCAGGUCGAGAUCAUUGUUGAAGAUGUGCACUGCCCCCCGCUGCCCAUCAGACGGGGUCUCGUAGCCAGCAGUCUGGGUACUCGGCUGGGCACAGAGAUCAGGUUCCACUGCGCCAACGGGAACGCUCUGCUGGGAGCCCACAUCCUCGUCUGCAGAGCUUCAGGAAACUGGAGUGCGCCGUUACCAGUUUGUGAAAGCGUGGAAUGUGGCGAAGUGAUCCACGACACCCCACUAAACGAGGGGGAGAGGCGUCCGCGGGUGGCGGUAGUGUCGAGGGGGGUGGGGGGGAGGGCGGCCUUCUCCUGCCCCCCGGGGUGGGCGCUCAGCGGACCGACGGAGACAGUUUGCCUGCCUGCCGCUGAUUGGGCGAAGCCGUUCCCUGUGUGUAGAGAGGUAUCCUGUCCAGCAUUGCCGCCCCCCCAAUCAGGGUACGUGCUGGGUCGGGCGCCGUACAGGGCUGGUGACGUUCUCCAGUUCCAUUGCAACCCUGAACACACCCUCCACGGGAGACCUAUACUGGUAUGCCAGGAUAGCGGGCGGUGGAGCGACAAACCUCCCACUUGUGCUCAGGCGUGCACGUACCCCGGUACCACGAUAUCGGGUCGUAUGUCGUCCGUCAAAUUCUAUUACAAGAUCGGCGAGACUGUUACGUUUACUUGCGAACCUGGUUACAAGCUGAAAGGCGCUCCGAUGCUAAGGUGUCUCAAGAACAGAAAAUGGUCGAACGCGAUUCCGCUUUGCGCCCCUAUCAAUAACUUCACGUCCUCAGAUACAAUUGCAAUGCUUAAUGGAGACAUCGACGCCAUGUUGUCGGACGGCGCCAUUUUGUCGACGGACAUAUUGAAAACGCGCGAAACGCCCGCCAUUUUGUCGCCAGAGAGCUAUAAAGCGGCCAUGACGCGAAUUGCAACUUCGAAACUUUUUAAAAGGAUACCGAUCGAAAAUUACAAAAACAGGAUCAGCAGGGUGAACAGAUUAUUGAGAAGAGAAACUGUGAGAUAAUUAGUGGCUCCGAAUUAGUAGUAUUUCACUGUGUAUAAUUUUGGGCGGUAUUUAUAAACCCUUAAAAUAUUUUUAAACUUUAUGCUGAAUCUGCAUAGACAUACAUAGAAUUCUCGUGUCACAAUGUUCGUUCCCGUACUCCUUUGAAACGGCUUCACCGAUUCUCAUGAAAUUUUGUGAGCAUAUUGAGUUGGUCUGUGAAUCGGCCAACAUCUAUUUUUCACACCCCUUAGUGAUGAGGGUUGUCUACCAUUAACUUCUUUUUUACAAGAAAUUACUUAAAAAUUAUUUAUAUGGCAAAAUAACGUUUGCCGGAACGGCUAGUACUUAUUGCCUAUAAUAUUCAGAUUGCAUUGAUCUUCUGAUACCGGAUAUGUUACAUUUACACUUCAAUUUAACAAGAAAUAUCCAAUCUUAAUUUUAUUUAGAUUGAUAUAGUUAGGUUGCAUUAUUUUUAUAAUAUACCUACUUUCUAUUUUUUCCAUGUUUUUAUCUUUAUUCAUCUUAAAACCUAAAGUUGGGAUAAAAAUAUAUAUUAGGUUUAUUCGAAAAUAUUAAGAGUUAAAAAAUACAUACAAACAUAUAGUCACGUCUACGUCACAUUGCGGGGUAGACAGAGCUUUGUUGAAAAUAAAUUGUGUUAAAAAUACAUAUGUAAUGUUUGCAAUACAUUAUGAAUUUGUAAAAGCAUUGGAUUAUUUUAAAAAGUUUUUUUAUUAGUAUAUAACAAUGAUUAUUUAUUUAUAAAGUACAAUGCUGAAUUUACAUUUUCCUAAUAAUUUUUCUCAGUGAAAACAGCAGUUCAGCAGAAUUUAUAGCAACAGUUUUG